AUCUACAACCACCUAAGGCAAUAAGUCAGAGUCGGCCCUUUGAUAAAAAAAACUCCAUAAUCUUCUAUGUAGAAGAUGACAUUCUUCCACCAAUGGCAGGUCCAAGUAAUCUCAUUGACCCAGUUCAUGAGUACUGCCUCCUGCCAAAUGUGAAUGAAACAAGUGAAAGAGAGAUCCUGUAUGAAUUUACAAGGGAAGUGUUUAGUUUUGCUGCCAGCUGUAUGAAUUCACGAACCAACGGAACAAUACAUUUUGGGGUCAAAAGACAACCAGAGAUAGAACAUGGGCAAGUAGUUGGCCAUAGGAUAACCUCUGUCAAUAAGUUCAAUGAGGCAUUUGAAUUAUCUCUGAAGGCUUUUUUUGAAGAACAGCAUGUGAAUGUUGCUCGAUUGUGUAUCAGACCACCAAACUUUAUACCAGUUCACCAUCAAAAUGGGACAGCUUCAGACAGAUUUGUGAUAGAGGUUGAUGUAGUCCCAGAAUCUUCACAGACACAAGAUUUUAUUUUCUACACUUCUCUGGGUAUUACAUCAACAAAGGAUAGACAUCAGUGCAAAACUCAAUGUCUGUUUAUUAGACAGGGCCCCCAGUCAGUCAACAUAUUAGCAGAUACUAAUCCAAGAAUUGGUCAAGAAAAACUGAAAAAGUUUGCUGAAAAUGUCAACAACUUGGUGUCAGCCCGCAAGAUGGCAGAGGAAAACAGAGCAAAACAUUCCCCCCAAAGCCACCAGGGACAGAGGCUGAAGCAGCUAGUAACACGUGGAAGAGAUUUUCUUGAGAGUUCCCUUCAGGUUAUUGUAGUUACUGACAAAUGUCAUUCAGCCCAGCUGGAGCACAUGGAUUUUCUGAAGGAAAUAUCUCUGUUUGCUGUGCUGGAGUUUGACCCAGAGUCAGAUUUAAGAGGAACAUGCCUUUCCUACAGAAGAGACCGUAUUGCCAAUCUUCACUACCCACAUUUGUACACCAGUCAGGAUAGCUUACCUACACUUAUUGGAAAGCUUAACCUGUUUAAGCAAACAAGUUGGAUUUUCUGCAAUGGACGACUGAAUGAGGAGAGCGAAAAAGAUAAGCCACUAACACCCAGUGAAUGGUUAAGGAGGCGUUUAGGGGAGAUCAGCAACAUGAUUGGUUUGCUCUGCAGCCCAGAUGUAAUUUCUAGAGACAAACUGCUGGUCAUUUUUGUUCUUCAUUCAGCUGUAACUGAAAUAUCAAGUCCUAUUUUGGAGACGUUCUGUGCAAUCUAUCAUACACUGGAGGGAACUGACAACAUGCUGUGCAUUUGUAGAGACUCAGAGGUAUUCGGUCAGUGGAAGCGUCUGAUAGACGUACGCUGUAAGGAAGAUGUCUCCAAUAAAUGUGUCUAUGAACUGAGCCUGAAUGAAAUAUCCAGUACAAUAAAAAAACUAAAAGAGCCCAAAACACAGCCUUCCCAGAGAUACCUCCCAUCCACGGGCUCAAGCUCAGUGCUGCUGACAAUAAAAGAUGAGGAACUGUUCACAGUGUUGGACAUUUUGAGUGAAAAUGAAUGUGAAAACACAGAUAUUGAAAAUACAGCUUCCUUUGAUGAGUUUUAUAAGAAAACAGAAGAGGAUUUUUAUAGAGGAGGACAAGUAAGAUGGUGGAACUUUUACUUCUCUGAACAGAGAGGCAGUCUGCCAUUCAUCAAGCGAGACAAAUAUGAUGAGUUGUAUAACCUGAUCACACCUGUCGACAGCUACACAUCUCCAUGUGUCAUGAUCAACCUCUUCCACGCCCCAGGAUGUGGAGGAACAACUCUCGCAAUGCAUGUUCUUUGGAGCUUAAGGAGAAAAUUCAGAUGUGCUGUUGUAAAAAACAACAGAGCAAGAAAUAAUGACAUUGCUACUCAAGUCAUUAAUCUGCUCAUAUAUGGAAAGCAGGAUCAGCCAGGCUACACACCAGUCCUCCUCUUGGUGGACAACUGGGAGGAUGUUGAGGACCUUAAGCAAUGUAUCCUCAGUUGUGCUGGUGAGAGAAUGCAGCAGAACACUCUCAUGGUCAUUAUACUGAACUGUGAGAGAACUCAGUUUCCUGCUGACAGCUCAAGAAGUAGUAAUUUUCCUAAUAUAUUCUUAACCAACAAGUUGUCCUCCAAAGAGCAGAAGCUAUUUUCUGCUAAACUUCAGCAGUUGAAAACUGACCAUGAGAAGCCGGAAACCUUUUACUCUUUCAUGAUCAUGACAAAUAAUUUCAGUGAGGAUUACAUUGCAAAGAUUGUGAGCAAUGUUGUUAAAGAUCUUGAUGCCACCACCCAGCAGGGCAGGCUCCUCUCCUUUCUGGCUUUGUUCAACACCUUUGUGAAUGGAUCCUAUAUGUCACUCUCUUUGUGUGAAGAGUUAGUUGGUCUAAGGAAUGUCAUCUGGAAACGUGAGACUCUUGAGGACAAAAUGAAUCCAUAUUCCACACUGCUGAUAACAUUCACUGUUGAAGAGCAUGGCUUCUACCAAGCAGUUAGAUUCCUACACCCAAUGAUUGCCAGUAACUGCCUUCAGCUCCUUGAACAAAAACACAAUAUUUCCAUGGCUGAAAUAACUAUCGACAUUUUACACUGUGACAAACUCUUUAUGUCCUGCAUGGGAAAGGAUUUUUUACUUCUGCACAUUCAAAGCAUGCUUGUUUCACGGCACAGAAAAGAACAAGGGGAUGACAAAGAUACACUGUUUUCUCCUUUAAUUGAAAAAAUAGAUGAAGAUGAAGGAUCAGAAAAAGUCAAAGAAAUUUUAGAGAAAGCUAUAGAGAGGUUUGACAGAAGUGCAACACUCCCACAGGCACUAGCAAGAUAUUACUAUCUCAAAGAAAGAGACUUCUCUGGUGCCUUACAUUGGGCUUUAGAUGCACGAAGUAAAAACUCUAAUUCUUACAUUGCAGACACAGUAGGACAGGUUUACAAGAGCCAAUUAAAGAAGGCGAUUGAAGAAGCCAAGCCUCUCACUGCUGAGGUUCUUGAUGAAUGCUUGAAGCUGGGCUCUAAAGCUGUAAAAGCUUUCCAAGAUUCGCAGGAGCUUGCCAAGAAGGAUGAACUAGUGGACCCAUUUGAUCCUUACAGCAGAAAGAAGCCAAAAUCCUACAACACAGCAGGUUAUGUUGGAGAGACAGAGGUUAUGAUGAUCCUUCUGGACCUCAUCAGAGAACUUCCUCUUUCACAGAGUAGAGACAAACAUCAAAGAGACCAACUGCUACAGAUUCUCAAAGGCCACCAUUCCAUGAAAAGCUUACAUUUUGACCCCGGGGACACUGCCACUGCCCAGUUUGUGGAAGUCCUGGUCCACCAUGAGAGAUUUUUGGUCUCUUUGAAGCCAAGGCUGAAGGAGAUUUUCAGCUUUUUCGAGAAUUACUUCACUUACCUGAGACCUAAAUCACAGGAAAGGCUUAUCUGGGAGACAUCCGCAGUGGGUGCAGCCGGGAAGAAAUAUCCUUCUAUCUUGGAUUCACUAUGGAAGGUCCUGUAG
This is a messenger RNA of Cyprinodon variegatus (sheepshead minnow), 3467 nucleotides long. RefSeq names its product sterile alpha motif domain-containing protein 9-like. The transcript is spliced from 2 exons. Bases 93 to 3467 code for a protein of 1124 amino acids. The record is from RefSeq and is a predicted model, not a curated record. Gene Ontology annotation, cellular component: cytoplasm. Lineage: Eukaryota; Metazoa; Chordata; Actinopteri; Cyprinodontiformes; Cyprinodontidae.